Lolium perenne is the source of this 615-nucleotide messenger RNA. Lineage: Eukaryota; Viridiplantae; Streptophyta; Magnoliopsida; Poales; Poaceae. The record is from RefSeq and is a predicted model, not a curated record.
AUGCCGCCCUCGCAGCCACAUCGGCCGCCAUGCCGCCAGCCACCACUCUGGCAUCCACCCAUCCCGGGGCCGCCGCCCCGGCGUCCACCUGCCCAAGCAGCAGCUCAAGCCGUUGAAGCUGCGCCAUCGCAGCCCAACACCUCAGCCCUGCAGCCGCCGAGCCCCGCCGCUGCCUCCGCCAACCGAGCCACGCCGUCGGGAAGCACGGCCACCGCCGCCAUGAAACCCGGGGCCGCCGCCCCGGCGCCAGCAAGCCUGCCACCAGGAACGCGCCGCCACGCCGCCCACGCGGCCGCAGCGGCCGACCGCAGCACGGCCAGGCCCCAGCCAUCCGAGGCCGCCGCCCGGCCUCCGUCUCUCCCGUGCGAGCCACGGGCAGAGGAUCCCCCGCCCGCCUUUGGGGAUAGGGGCCCGCCGCCACCGCGGCAAGGGCCGGCGGCAGCGGCGGCGUGGGUCUGCGCCGGUGGAGGUGCGGACCGGCGGCGCUGGGUUGCCCCCGUGACGCCCAGUCGAGCGCCGCGGGAGCCCGAUCCGUUUUCUCUCUCCCCUGAGAGUCUGUUGGGCUCGAUAAGCAAAUCAGGAAACAUUCUUUUGGGUGUACUAGUGGUAGUUUGA